AUCUACUUCUCAGCUUCCGCGGCUUCAUUGCGUAUAAAAACUUUUUCAAGGCAAAGUUGCCGAAAAGCAACAGGAGGCCCGUGAGCCUCCAUGAACACAUCCGCGAAGAACGGCUUCCGUCGGGUGGCUUGUAUAUCCGCGUUGAGCGGGGUGAUCGUAUUUGUACUGUACUCGCUACGCGUCGACGCUGGAACGUACGGAAGCACGGAGAUGUCUGUUCCACAGAGUACGGGGAGGCCUUUUGAUCGGCGGCCAUUUACUCAAGCUAUCGUACACCUUGACUUGAAAGGCGCGCCUCCGAAAGUGACAGUAUACGAAUGGCUAUUCCCUCUGCUGAGGAAAAUGGGUGCGCAUGGUGUUCUCAUAGAAUAUGAGGAUAUGUUUCCAUACAUGCAAAAUCUUGCCGUGAUCAAAAGAGCAGACCACUACAGUAAGAGUGAUAUUGCAAAAAUCAACCAGCUGGCUAAUCGAAACUUUCUGGAAAUCAUUCCUCUGGUGCAAACCUGGGGUCACAUGGAGUUCAUCCUCAAGCAUCAACCGUUCUUUGCGUUGAGAGAGAACGUUACCGCGGAUAAUACUAUCUGUCCAACAGAUGAGCGUUCCAUAAAUUUGAUCAGAGAUAUGAUUGUACAGGUUCGAGCACUGCAUCCCAAUUCGGAACGAAUACACAUCGGCGGAGAUGAAGCUUCCCACAUCGCGGAAGAUAAGAGAUGUAAAGAUCGUUUGGCCGCAGAGACUGAGCCAGAUAAUAAGAGAGCGGUUGAGAAGCUCAAGCUAGCUCACAUAGCAAGAGUGGCACAGCUGGCACGAGCAGCUGGAUAUGCAGAAGUAUUUGCAUGGAAUGAUAUGUUUGAUAAAUCUUUGGUGGAGGAUAUACGCUCAUCUGGACUUGGAGAGCUAAUUACGCCAGUUGUAUGGGGCUACAGGGUCGACGUGACGGCUGAGGGCUACUUUCCGGAUGGACUCUUUGAUCGCAUCUCUCAGAUUUUCCCCAAAAUUUUCUUUGCCAGUGCAUUCAAAGGUGCUAAAUCGCUAGCAGAAAAUUACAUUGAUAUUGAAAGAUAUCUGCGAACUCACGAUUCAUAUGUGAAGCUGUAUAGGAUGCAUAGCAAGACCCUUGAUGGUCGUGUGGGAGGCAUCAUUCUGACUGGUUGGCAAAGAUAUAUGCAUCAUGCACCUUUGUGCGAGCUCUUGCCAAUAUCUAUACCCUCGCUUUUGACCGAUUUGCUCUACCUUCAAGAUGUUGACAUUAGCGAAGAUUUGUUGUGGAAGAAAGUGCUGAGUUUGUUAAAAUGUCCUUCAUACAUGAAUCCGGCCACCACUCCUGCUGUGGUUGACACCUCCACAUAUCUUCCUCAUAAGGACGCAUAUCUCAAAGUUUGUGACUUCGAAGGGAAGGAACUAUUCAGAUUGAUAAUGGAAGAUCUGCAUAUGUUGGAAUGGAAAGUCAGUGCAUUCCGAUAUGAUCCAGAAAAGAAAGCGGAAUUGGUCGAAGAGAUUCAAGAACUGGCAAAAAAGAUGCAAGUGGAACUGCUCAAAUACUACUUACCCAAUGAUGUGAAUGAGUUCGUCACCACCAAAGUUUUAGCUUUGAAGCGACUACUGGCGGAGUCCUUUCUACUUCAAAGUUUCUGUAAGUCGUUCUGCAAACAGAUGAGAAAAAGUAAAGUGUGGAGUGUACGCGAUCUGUGCGUGUGCUGA
Messenger RNA from Cylicocyclus nassatus, 1701 nucleotides. The record is from the annotation of a GenBank genome assembly. Lineage: Eukaryota; Metazoa; Nematoda; Chromadorea; Rhabditida; Strongylidae.